Vanrija pseudolonga is the source of this 930-nucleotide messenger RNA. RefSeq names its product 4,5-DOPA dioxygenase extradiol (gene DODA). The transcript is spliced from 5 exons. The coding region runs from base 1 to 930 and encodes 309 amino acids. Lineage: Eukaryota; Fungi; Basidiomycota; Tremellomycetes; Trichosporonales; Trichosporonaceae. The record is from RefSeq and is a predicted model, not a curated record. Gene Ontology annotation, molecular function: zinc ion binding; ferrous iron binding; oxidoreductase activity, acting on single donors with incorporation of molecular oxygen.
AUGACUCGAGAGGAUUAUGGCUCUGAGCCCCCUAUGCCAUGCUUCUUCUUCUCUCAUGGCACGACAGCCAACAUAAUGAAGAAGACCCCGGUUGCGGCGUACUGGGAGGAGGUUGGCCGCCAGGCACUUGCGCAAGGAGUGGAACGAAUCGUCGUUUUUAGCGCGCACUGGGAAACCCUCAACGAUGAGAUCCGAAUCUCAGCCGAUCCACACCCCAAGAAGCAGCCCGUGCCAUGGGCUGACCCCACUGUGUACAAGUACUUUGACAGCAACGUCGAUGUCAACCUGGCAGGAGAAGUUCACGACAUCCUCAAGGGGGCUGGAUUUGACGUCAAGCUCGAGAAGGACUUUGAAGAGGUUCAUGACUCGUUCAUGGUUCUGAAGUGGAUGUUCCCUGGCGGCAAGUCGCUGCCCCACGUCGUCGUUAGUCACAAUGCGAGGUGCGAUCCUGGAUUUCAUCUGCGGAUGGGUGAAGCUCUCCGGCCUCUUCGAUUCCGCAAGACUCUACUGCUCGGAUCGGGUGGUGGGGUGCACAACUUGUACCGCAACAAUUGGCCGCAGAUUGUUUUCCGUCGCGACUCGGCUGCCCAAGGUCGGCCACCGGAGCAGUGGGCUAUCGACUUUAGUGAGGGCCUCACCAGCGUCGUCGUCCAAAACUCUGGUCCCGGACUGCGCCGUGGAAUUUCGCGCCUCAUGAGCCACCCCCAGUUCCGCAACGCCCACGGUACAGAUGAGCACUACAUUCCGGCAGUGGUCGUCGCGGGUGCAGCCGGUCAUCAGGAUGACACUGGGACCAAAAACUACGUCGGAGCCGAGGCUUGGGAGCUCGUCAACUUGCGCAACAUGCAGUACCAGUUUGGGGACUGGCCCAAGGCGCCGCAUGUGACUCCCAUUCGAAACAGCAUCCGUGACAUCAAGGUCGGCGCUUGA